AGUGCCGCGCGAAGACGAGCAAAAAGGGAGCAAGGCAGGAGCGUAAACAAGGGGGAAUGCAACGUGGGGGUGGAUGGCGGAGAACGAGACGGCAACACACGCGCUCAUGCGCGCCUGGAACCCCGCCCUGUCGCUUCGGACGAAAGCUUGUCCCGUCGAGGACUCUCGGUCGAGUUUCGGCGAGUAGUCACGCUUUAACUCGCGAUCCGCGAGGCGGAUGCUACACGGGACGCGAGUUCGCAGGUGCGCCCAGAUGUAACCACGCAACGAGAAGGCUUGGAAGCAGGAAAAGCUGGUCGAUCCUUGGCUCCUGCAACCUGUGCCGGAAAUAGCACGCACGCGGACGGACGGAGAGCCGUGGUUCUGAGCCGGUGGCGAAGCUUAGAAGUUAGGCCAGGAGGCAGGUGUAGGUGUCAGGUGGAGGUCGUAGGCAGAUGUGUCGGGGUGUUUAUCAAGCAUCGAGCUGUUCUUUUCGUUCGACGGUUGCGCGGCUGGCUUGACGACAGAAUUUCGCCGUUCCGUCGAGGAACACUUGUGGAUCGUGGCGAGUAACAUACGCGACACACACACAUGCACACACACACACAUACACACACACACAUACACAUAGACACAGGGGUGCGUUAUUUCUAAAUGUAAGAUCAGGGAAUCGUUCGUCUCGCCGCUUUUGGAUACGCGUGUUCGGCCGCUCGAAUCGGCUAAGGUAAAUACCGGAGUGUGCGAGAUUUCUAGGUCAACAGGCAGCGGCCAGAGGCAACCAGUUGCGGGUGUAAUCGUUCUUGUAACCGAAGCCAAACGCAAGGGAAUACUAUGGUCAUUGUUGGGUGAAACAGACGGAGGGAUAGAAGGGGCUCGUUGGCGAUAAUCUAGCCGGUUGGCCAAUAAACGUCAGAGAUAACAGAAGACGGGGGAGGAUUUAUUUAUAAGAAGUGUCGAGGAGAGAGCGACAGGGGAGAGAAGAGGGUUCCUGUUGUUCGUUAAGGUCACGUCGCUGGUGAUCGGAUUUCCUUGAUUACGGUUACGGUAUCGACGCGAGGAGACAGCGGCUGUGUGUUCUUUCUCGCUUCGGUGGAGGAAAGCAAGAAAACUUCGAUCAAUCUGGGACGAACGAGGCGGGACGUGUUAUCCUUCGUUUCUCGCGUCCUGUACGCGACUUUUGUUUGAUUAAAACGCCAAUGCCAAUAGCGGAUCUGUCGUCGAUUUUCGUUAAGUGGAAUGAUUCUUAGACGAUUGUAUCUGUUCGUUGGAUAUUAAUCGAGAAUAAUUGAACGAAAGGAAGAAGCAAGAGAACAAGGAAGAAAUUAGCAAGAAAAUCGAAACCAGUUGGAUUAUUAUUAUUAUUAUUAUGGAAAAUGACUAGUCGAUCGGACUUUCUAUCGUGUUUUUAAAUAUCUUUAUUCGUCUUAUUCGACGUUGGCCGAUCAGAGGAGAGUGUCUGCAAAAGUGAACGAACAUCACCACGACCUAAUUAAGUUAUUUUGUUAACGAUUACGAGUGUCGUCGAUUACGCGAUAGAUGAUCGAGUGAUAAUUACCCACGGUGGCGGAUCGGAGCGGAUAGGAGUGCUUAGCUCAAAGAUAACGGCCUUGAAACUUUUCCACGCGCGGAUCGGAAGACCCGAGCUAGGCGAGAUGCUCUAUGCCCGACACAGCGUGACUACAGCUAAAAGGUCGUGAUCGAUCGACUUACUUCGAUGGCCUAAAAGAACUUUAAACGUGCAAGGUCAUUAUGCAUAGCGAUAAAACGGGGACGUUGUAAAGUGCUGACAAGUCGGUCGGUUCGUUCGACUGUUACCACCGACACCGGCCAUUUCGUUCGAAAUAAUACGCACACACACAUACACACACACACACGCACACUCGACGAGUCAUCUGUUAUACUUCUAUUAGCGUCCAGUAUCAGUAAGAACACAGUAACAGUAACAGUCUCGAUAGAAGAACGCGGUGCCCUGGUUGGAACAGGUCAGAUGAGGCGAUAGUCGAUCCGCGCGAUGUCGUGCGAAGGAUACGUAACCUUGGAUCGAGAAGAUACUGACAUUCGCGAGAUGUGCCACGCACAUCGCUCGAGCUCGUUCGAGUUCUCGCAGUGUUUCCACGAGACUUCGCAGACAUCGUCGCGUUUGACGGAGCGACGAUAACGGAGGAUCGCUUCGCAUCAGGAUCCAGCCGUGUAUCUAUUCUCGUGUCAUCUAUGAUGAUCGUUGGAUCGUUCACCGAACUCCACCCUGAAAGCCAAACGUGAGCGUCGGACUCGACAGAGUCAACGGAACCAAUUUGUACAUCCUCGUUUCCACAUGGUUCUAAACGUCGACCUAAACAGCCUAGAACCUCAGGUGGAUCAACAAAGGGUGAUCCUCGAUACUCGCUGCUAACUAACUAACGCUUCUAGAUUGGAGCAACCACUAGACCAGUGGGAAGCCGAGCGUUGGCCAAAUGACGCGGCUCGCUAAAUGAGAUCACCGAUCGAACGAUCCAGAAAGCUGCUACUUGUGGCCGAUGCGAGUGGAUGCUCGACGGUCGACAUCGCGAUCGUGCCAACCCACGAGCAAGUGAACGGACAAAAGCGGCCACGGCCGGCACUCGAUGAGUCCUAGUGAAGAUAAGGAUCGUCGAGUACCCUCGAUCGUUUGCCUGGAACGCCCGAAGAAGCUCCGGUUGGCAGCUAUCUGAGUGCUCCGAGGUCGGGUGAUGCGCGGGAGCAGCUCUGAGCUCCUGCUGGAGGCGAGCUGCGUCCAGUGUCAGAGCGAUCAUCACGCCGGCCAGCACACCGCCAGGCAUCAGCAGCAGCAUCAGCUGGGCGAGAAACACGACUUCCAGGAGCGAGAGCUACGUCAUCGCAAACUGUUGGAGCUCGGGUUCGGCGCUUCGCGGCGCCGACCGCCACGGCGUACCUGCCGUCAGCGGUUCAACUUCUACGCCACAUCGGCGUUGGCAUUCGUCGCGACGUCCGGCGGCGCGGCCCUCCUCUUCCUGGUGCCGCUGUACGUCGAUCCGGCCAUCAGCACUCUGGCCGCCGAUUUCUCGCCGGACCCAGUCAUCUGCACCACAUCCAGGCGCGAGGAGCUCGCUGGUCUAUUCAACUGCACCUGGAGCUCCUGCCGCGAGGGAUGCACCAGCGACGUCUACAGGUGUACGCACAUAUACGUCACGUACACGCCAUGGAGCAACACCAGCAUGAAGAACGACACCGGGGGUAGAAGCGGUUCGGCAAACUCGAGCGGCGCGCACACCUCGACCACCUCUGUGCCAACGCCAGGCGACGUGGAGGCGGUGCUGCUGGUGAACAUCAAAGGUUGCGGCUAUCCGCCGAUCGUCGACUGCGAGAAUUUCACCCGCGAACUGGGCUACGAAGGCGCGAAAUUCCCCUGCCAUUACAGCCGCGUGAACGGCAGCAUAGUGAUGGCGAACUAUAACCGCGAGGCGCAGGUCACCACCAUCAUACACUUCUUCGCGGCGCCUUUCGUAGUGACUCUCGCGACCAGCGUCGCUCUGUGUGUGAUGCACUGUGACUGCAGGUGCAGUCCACCGCCACGGCAUUCGUCGCGAGGAAUCAGAAGAGGCAGGGGCAACGAUCUCAGCGAUCACUCGAUAAGCAACCGCGUGGAUCGGCGAGGUCAUCCAACGCACUGCGAGUGCGGCGAAGUGACCAGGCCCUUAUGACGACGCGAGGAAACGGCCGAGAGUGCCCUGGCCACGUCGCAGUCCGACUUCUAGGCCUGUUCCACUCACUUCCACGUUUCGCCCUCGGCCGUUUUCAACCCCCUCCCCCUCUCCCUUUCGAAAGAAUGUCCAACCCCUUUCCAUUUCUGUCCAACUCAUCGCACCUUGUACGUAACACAACCCCGAUCCCUCCCUUCCGCUAGCGUUCCACACACCUACACACUUACGUACGACAUACACAUGUACAAAACGACACGUGAAGCACCGUGCAAGAAACGGGGAAACGAUCCUUCGAACGUGCGAAACGGGAAUUGUCACGGUUUCUCUUUCAGUUAGGAAGUUGAAUCGCCAUCUCAAUGGAGAUAAUUUCGCCAUUUGUUCCCUCAUCCUGCUGGAGGUUGGGUGCAAAUUAACUUUCGGACAGCGGACCGGUUUGAUCAUUCCGAGCACCACCGAAUUGAACUCGAACAGCUUUGAUUUCAUUCUCUGCGUGGCUAGAAAUAGAGGUUUAUUCGAUUUUUCUUUCAUUAGAUUUUUA
Frieseomelitta varia is the source of this 4197-nucleotide messenger RNA. It is a transcript of the gene Teh1, whose product is annotated as protein tipE. Gene Ontology annotation, molecular function: sodium channel regulator activity. NCBI's taxonomy places the organism in Eukaryota, Metazoa, Arthropoda, Insecta, Hymenoptera, Apidae. Gene Ontology annotation, biological process: regulation of sodium ion transport. The record is from RefSeq and is a predicted model, not a curated record. The transcript is spliced from 3 exons. The coding region runs from base 2688 to 3659 and encodes 323 amino acids.